UCACAUUACAGAGUGUCGUUAUCAAGAGGAUGGUCACUGAAGCAAUUGCUGCAAUGCCAUCUUCCAUAUCUUGCAACACAGUGGAUCCAGCACAAGCAUGAUAUUGCAAAUUUUCCAGCUUGUCUCAUUGAAUGCAAUGACCCAGAAAUUUUCUUGAAUGAACACAAGAACAUCUUACUUCCCAUAUUGUUUGAGUUUGAUCAAAAUAAUUCCAUUGACAACUUGGCAAGAAUUUGUGGAAAAGAUGUAAAUGAACUUUACAUACAGAAUUUUCCAACAUUAAUGGCUCAUAUUUUGCCAUAUGUUGCAGCAGAACAUGAUGAUUCACAAGUCAACCAACUACCAAAAUCUAAGAUGCAAGCUGCCAAGAAACACUAUAAAUGGCUGGAGAGGAGUCUGGGUAAUGAAGUUUUUAGCAGGCUGGUAGACCAGCAUGUAGGAGAUAUAAUGCUCUCCCUGCUGAAGAUUGUACAUGAUAAUGAUCCCAUUGUACAGAAUGAAGUGAUUGUACUACCAAAUCCUCCAUAUUUUUCCCCAGCUGUGAUACAGAAUACUUUGGAAUUUUUAGGCAGAAUAUUUGGAGAGGACUGUCCACUAGUAGCUGUUCUUGCCAAAAGAAGAUCAGAACUACAUAAAGUAUUUCAAGGUGUUGUGGAGUACUUAGCCAACAACUGUACUUUACACACUGCACGUCUUGCUCUGUCGUCUGCAGCUGCUCUCGUUCAUUCAUUAUUACCUCAUCUUGAAGAUAAACUGAAGGAUGUCUCUACUUGUAUCAUCCGAUACUUGGUUCAUCUGCUCACCUCUUACACCUCCUCCCUUCAGAAAUUGGCUCCAUAUUUGGCAGAUCAGUGUAAUGAGCUUCUGUAUAAAGUGUGCUGCUGUGCGCUGGAACAUUGCCCUCAACAACUUGCCUCAACAAUUCCAACUCUGUUUGCACGAUUAUCAAUUGGGUUGAGGUCAGAAGAGUUUCCAGGCCAUUUUACAAUGCUUAGCCCACUCCCUUCAAAGACUUCUAACUUUGCAGAGAGAGUGUGCCUGGAACAUCCUCAUCACAGCUUGCCUGUCAUCAUUGCGUUAACCCACGCCCAUGCUGAUGAUGACAUUCUCAAGACCAGUAGUAAGAAGCAGCGAUGUGAAGUCAUUGAAGAGGAUCGUGUAAAGGCUGCCAAGAUACUGGUAAACUCUCUGAAGAAGACAGUCAUUGCCAACCAUGUGGCAGAGUUUGAGAAAGUUUCUCUGGCCUACCUCACCCUGGCUAAUUGGUUCGAUAACUCAAAGCACUCGGCCGGAGAUAAGGUAACCAUACCCAGCAGCCAGCCAUUACUUACUGUGCGCAACCUGAAGUACACAGCUGCCUUGACCCGCCCAUUGAGACUGCAGCCCUCCGCUUGCUAUGACCCUCCGCUUAUUGUUGGCUGGGAUACUUCCUGUUCUUUUGUUGGGGGUAUUAAUGCCCCAAAACGACUAACACUGAAAACAUCUGAUGGACUGAAGCAGUUUGAACUCCUGAAGGGAAACGAUGAUAUUAGGCAAGAUGCAGUGAUGGAACAGGUGUUCAAAAUAGUCAAUGAACUUCUGAGCAAGAAUGGUGAAACAAGGGAACGUGGAUUAUCCAUGCGUACAUACCAGGUUGUACCAUUAUCUCAAAGAAGUGGACUAAUUCAGUGGUGCAACAAUACCCAGGCUUUUGGAGAGUACCUGAUUGGUGGCAAUAAGAAGGGUGGAGCACACAAGCUCUACUACCCACAAGACUACACUGCAAGCACCUGUCGAGAGAAGAUGGCCACUGUAAAAUCUUCCUCCAUACAAGAGCGAUAUGAUACCUUUCAGGACAUUUUGGAGCAUUUUCAUCCAGUAUUCCGUCACUUCUUCAUGGAAAAUUAUCCGUCGCCCCAUGAAUGGUACAAGCGUCGUCUUGCAUAUACAAAGUCAGUAGCUACAAACUCAAUGGUGGGCUACAUAUUGGGACUAGGAGACAGGCAUGUAGAAAAUAUUCUUCUGGACAAGAGUACUGCAGAACUUAUUCACAUUGACCUAGGAAUUGCCUUUGAACUUGGCAAAAUUUUACCAACUCCCGAAACUGUCCCUUUUCGCAUGACUCAGGAUAUAAUAGAUGGACUGGGCGUGAUGGGAGUGGAAGGUCCACUUCGGCAGUGUUGUGAGGCAACACUGGGGGUCCUACGCAGCUCAGGGGAAGUGCUGGUAACACUUGUAGAAGUUUUACGUCAUGAUCCUCUACACCAGUGGACACUUUCACCACAGCAAGUUGCUCAUCUUCAGGCCACUGGAGAUGAUGAAGACCAGGCACUUAAUUGUGUUACCUCUGUAUCAAUGGCUGACCGUGUAGUACUUAGAGUACAGCAGAAGUUGGCGGGAGUUGAGGACGGAUAUUCACGUACUGUUGCUGAACAAGUUAAUGGACUCAUUCAGCAGGCAACUGACCAUUCCAAUCUUUCAAAACUGUUUCCAGGAUGGCAACCAUACCUGUAGACUUUCCUUCUCAGGCUUGACACUGGCAGUUAUUUUAUUUUAGUUAUGAACUAAAUUACAUUUUAUAAUUUUGAAUAAAGUCAAUAGUAUGUAUUAAUUUCAGUUUGUUGUGAACAGUUUGUGUUCAGAAAUCUAAACAUAAUUUUAUUAUCUUUUACUUAAAUUUUAUGCAAGUUUCAGUAUUUUUAAAAGCUGCAAAAUGUAGUAAUUCCUUAUUUUUAAUAUGUCCAAAGCAUAUCAGUUUCAUAAGAAAUAUAAAAUUAAAUUCAUUUUUAUGUAAUUUAGAGUGAUAAUAGUAAAUCUCAAGUGUACUCAAGCUCUGAAAUUUU
Messenger RNA from Cherax quadricarinatus, 2822 nucleotides. The record is from RefSeq and is a predicted model, not a curated record. Lineage: Eukaryota; Metazoa; Arthropoda; Malacostraca; Decapoda; Parastacidae.